CCACGCCCGGACGCUUGAUCGACCACAUGGAGAACACGAAGGGCUUCUCCCUCCGAGCGCUCAAGUUCCUGGUCAUGGACGAAGCCGACAGAAUCCUCAACAUGGACUUUGAGACGGAGGUGGAUAAAAUCUUGAAGGUGAUUCCCAGAGACAGACGCACCUUCCUGUUCUCCGCCACCAUGACCAAAAAGGUCCAGAAACUCCAGAGAGCGGCUCUCAAAGACCCCGUGAAGUGUGCCGUCUCCACCAAAUACUCCACCGUGGACAAGCUGCAGCAGUACUACAUCUUCAUACCGUCAAAAUACAAG
Plectropomus leopardus (leopard coralgrouper) is the source of this 308-nucleotide messenger RNA. Lineage: Eukaryota; Metazoa; Chordata; Actinopteri; Perciformes; Serranidae. The record is from RefSeq and is a predicted model, not a curated record.